AUGAGCUCAAUUACUACAAAUCAAUGCUGUCCAGAUCUAUGCGAACGUAAAGAAAUCGUUAUUAUUGGCAACGGACCAUCUGCUAUAACUCUAUCUUAUAUUCUUUCUGGUCAUGUUCCUUAUUGGAAUGGAUGUCCUGUAUCAAAUGAUUAUUUAAAUAUCAAAUUGGAACAACAUGUUAAAGAUGCAUCCUUACUUGAACAGGAUUUAGAAUUUCUAUCUGAUGGACUUGAAGGUCGUUCAAGAAAUCCCGUUUCAUUGCUUAUUGAUAGUUUAAUGCAUCCUGAUGCCGACCUCGGCGCACAUUUACAAUCGAAAAUAAGAUGGCGGCAUGAUCCAUCAUUGAGUAUCGAUCAUCUUUGUAUAGGACGCGGUGGAAUUGGUGGUGUAUGGAAUCAACUAACAUCUAAACAGUUACAAACAAUUAGUAUGGCUGAUUGGAUGGAAUUACCAAAUUAUUCAAUGUCGACAUUUCGACAACGUCGAACAGGCCGAUCUAAUUCACCGACGAACAAUGAUCAAGCAAAAACAAAAACUGAAAAUCUAUCAGCACGAGCAACUUAUGAUGAAGUUCGUUCAUAUUAUAUUCAGUAUGUUAAACGAAAUCAUUUAAUGAAUCAUUUUCGUAAUGGCUACGAAAUAAAAUCUAUCGAACGUGUGUGCAUUGAUGCACCGUAUUAUAAUGAUGUGACAGAAGAAAUUCAUGCACCAGAACCGCUAUGGGAAAUACGAGGCUGUGACGAACAAAAUAAAAAUCCAUUUGUCAUACAUUCGAAAUAUGUUGUUUUAGCAACAGGUAUUCCACAAAAAAUAACAAGACCCUUAGGCAUUAUUGGCGAACAAGCAAGUCAAUCAUUUACUUACACAACUGUACAUGAAAUGGAAGAAUUAAUUUCAAAUAAAAAACGAUUAGCUCACAAUAGUAAACCUUUACUUGUUGUUGGCUGUGGCCUCACAGCUGUUGAUGUGCUGCUUUUAUGUCAACAAAAUUCAAUACCUGUUGUACAUGUAUUCCGUCGAGCUAUUGAUGAUCAUGAAUUAGUACUCAAUCAGUUGCCUGCUAAUAUCUAUCCGGAAUACGAACGUAUCAGAGAAUUAAUUCGACAAUCAGCAUCGGGAGCAGCAUCUAUGUCUCCUUCUUCUUCGUCAUCAUCUCGAUGGUCCUAUCAAUGUUUUCCUCAAUGUGAAGUUAUAUCAAUCACCGAAGAUGGUACAGCACAUAUACGCAAUCUUCGUACACAAUCAACCAUAGACUAUGAGAUAUCAUUUGUAGCUAGACUUACUGGAUCUGAUGUGACUAUUCCUUUUCUUUCAUCGUUGGCCGUGAAAAAAAAUAAGGGUCUUCAAAUUAAUCCAUAUACAUACGAAUGUGUUGAUUUCGAAAAUGUUUAUGCGUUAGGUCCAUUAGCUGGAGAUAAACUCGUUCGUUUCUUGCAAGGUGGUGCUCUAGCGUGUGCAUCGAGUCUGUUUAAAAAGCAUCGGCAAGCUUCAUCAUCAUCGAAUAGUAUUAAUAGUAGAUUAUUAUUUUCCGUUACUCCUCGCGUUAGAAUUAUUGCAUAA
Molecule: messenger RNA, 1560 nt
Organism: Rotaria socialis
Lineage: Eukaryota; Metazoa; Rotifera; Eurotatoria; Philodinida; Philodinidae
Source: the annotation of a GenBank genome assembly